AUGGAUACACCCUCAGUACCCGCAAACUUUGUGCCUGCAAAGGGAGGCGAUGUCAUCAAUCUUGGAAGAGGGGUGCUCUGUCGCAUCAUGGAAGACGGUAGUAGAACCGAUAAUCGCAUCGGAUCCGCCGAAUUCACUAUCCCUGGAAAUUCGCAAGGUCCACCACCCCAUUGGCAUGAAAUGCACGAUGAAACCUUCCUCGUCACUGCUGGGACUAUUCGGUUCCACCUCAAGGAUGGAAAGCAUAUAGACGCCAAAACGGGUGACUACGUGACGAUUCCACCACGAUCGCCGCAUUCAUUCUCCAACCCCUUUGAUGAAGAAGCGAAGUUCUUCAACGCAUUCACACCGGCGCACUACAUUAACUAUUUCAAGAUGAUGGGCCAAUGGAUCCAGGAUGGAGUGAAGCUGGAAGUGAGCCACGUGAAAACUGCGAUGGCGUAUUUUGCUACCAUUGGAGUUGAGGGUGCUCUAUAGUUGAACAAGAAGAAUAGAUGCCGG
Molecule: messenger RNA, 501 nt
Organism: Cladophialophora immunda
Lineage: Eukaryota; Fungi; Ascomycota; Eurotiomycetes; Chaetothyriales; Herpotrichiellaceae
Exons: 3
Coding region: 1-477 (158 amino acids)
Source: RefSeq, a predicted model, not a curated record